Molecule: messenger RNA, 933 nt
Organism: Fulvia fulva
Lineage: Eukaryota; Fungi; Ascomycota; Dothideomycetes; Mycosphaerellales; Mycosphaerellaceae
Exons: 2
Coding region: 1-933 (310 amino acids)
Source: RefSeq, a predicted model, not a curated record
AUGAGGAAGCCGCGUUCGUUUGAUAUGGAUGAGCGUCCACGACUUGAGCUGUACGCUGGUCUUGCUGCUCUAUAUCAAUCACGAGAGUUCUCAGAUCUGGUUGUGUCAGGGAGAGAGGGUACUCGGCAUCCGAUACAUCGAGCCAUUGUGUGUCCCAGAUCGGAGCACUUCUACAAUGCUGUGAAGGAAGCGCAGUGGAAGGACGAUAUCGAAGGACAUAUCUCCCUCCCGGAAGAUGACGAGGUCGUGCGGUUACUCGUGGAGUAUCUCUACCUACUAGACUACGACCCUGUCGUUCCCUGGCCCGGAGCAGAGCCCAGCUCUCAUGGCAAUAGCAGCGACAGCAUGAGCGUGUCGACGGAAGCAGGUCAAUACGGGCAUGUCUUUGGGACAUCCGCCAUAAGCGCUUUUGGAGGCCCGGCGCAAGAGUCGCCAUUCUCUGGAUCCUUUCGACCUCGCAACGAUUCAUCCCUCACCAUACACGCACUGCCAAGCGGUGGCACAGACUUCCAUCACAACUACGCCAACCAGAGCCCGCCUAGGCGACGCAAGACCACACGCGGCAUGGUCAUGAGUGCGCCCGAUCCAUCACCUCUGGCUACCAAGGAGCCGCACCUGAUACUACACGCCAGAAUGUACGCCGCUGGCCAUCAGUAUGGCAUCGAUGGGCUGAAGGCAUUGUCCUUGGACAAAUUCAAAAUUCAAUCAACCAGACACUGGAACUCCCCCGAGCUGGCUGAAGCCAUACACGUGGUCUACACUGCAACGCCUCCGAACGACAAGGACAUGCGGGAAGCUGUCGCUGACACUCUAGGCUGGCACAGCCGUCUACUGGACAAACCGGAGAUCGAAGUCGCGAUCAUGGAGAUCAACGGCCUAGCAUACGAGCUCCUCAAACGAAGCAGAAGAGCCGAACCAGAAUACAUGGACUAG